This is a messenger RNA of Aspergillus lentulus, 1392 nucleotides long. Its product is annotated as CRAL-TRIO domain-containing protein. Lineage: Eukaryota; Fungi; Ascomycota; Eurotiomycetes; Eurotiales; Aspergillaceae. The record is from RefSeq and is a predicted model, not a curated record.
AUGCCUACCGAAUUGCCUCCCGGAACCGUGGGGAAUCUCACGGCUGAGCAGGAAGCGAAACUGCAGGAAUUCUGGGUGCUGCUUCUGAAAGUCUUUGGCGUUAGACUUGAUGCGUUGGAGUCAGCUAAGGAAGCAUCGGCCAACGCGCCGCAGGAGAACAAGAAAGAGCCCAAGCGACGAUUCGGACUGUUCGGCCGAGGCAAGGAUAGUGAAGAUGGCACCGCGAGCGAGAAAUCAGCAGAAGGGAUCACAACCAACCUCGCGUCUAUCAAUAUUUCCGAUGCAGACGAUAAGUACGGUCAGUCGAAGGAGUUCCAGCAAACUCUAGUUGACAUGUCGCCGGAGGACAUUCGGACAACAUUCUGGACGAUGGUUAAACAAGAUAAUCCCGAUUCUCUGCUUUUACGCUUUCUACGGGCGCGUAAGUGGGAUGUCAAGAAUGCUCUCGUCAUGUUUAUCUCUACUAUCCGCUGGAGGUUGAUGGAUGUGAAGGUGGAUGACGAUAUCAUGAAGAAUGGCGAGCAGCAUGCUCUCAAACAGUCACAGAGUUCCGAUCCUACUGAAAAGAAGGCUGGCGAGGAAUUCUUGAUGCAAAUGCGUCGGGGAAAGAGUUUUCUCCACGGUGUCGACAAAUCAGGUCGGCCAAUUUGCGUCGUCAGGGUGCGCCUGCAUAAGGCUGGUGAUCAAAGUCAAGAGGUCUUGGACCGCUUCACUGUUUACACAAUUGAAUCGGCGCGCAUGAUGCUUGCGCCUCCCGUCGAAACAGCUUGUAUCAUUUUCGAUAUGACCGACUUCUCAUUGGCGAAUAUGGACUACUCUCCGGUCAAGUUCAUGAUCAAAUGUUUCGAGGCCAACUAUCCUGAAUCAUUAGGGGUUGUGCUCAUUCACAAGGCGCCUUGGAUCUUCUCUGGCAUCUGGAACAUCAUCAAAGGAUGGCUUGAUCCGGUCGUUGCUGCUAAGGUUCAUUUCACUAAGAAUGUCAAGGAUCUGGAGCAGUUCAUUCCUCGAGAUCGCAUCAUGAAGGAGCUCGAGGGUGAUGAGAAUUGGGAGUACAAGUACGUGGAAUGCGAACCGGACGAAAAUAAGCCGAUGGAAGACACUGCCAAACGAGACCAGCUGUUAGCAGAGCGACGUGAACUCGGCAAAGAAAUCCAAGAUGCGACCAUUUCAUGGAUCGCGGCCAGCUCCAAAGGAGACAAGGAUGCUGUGGCGACGGCUAAGGAUAAGAGAAAAGACCUUAUUGAGCGAUUGAGGGAGCAAUACUGGCAGCUUGAUCCUUACGUACGUGCCAGGUCCCUGUACGAUCGCUUGGAUGUGAUCAAAGGUAAUGGCAAAAUCGACUUCUAUUCAGCGGAGAGCAUGUCGAAGGGAAAUGCGGCCAGCAGCCAAUAA